Trichosporon asahii var. asahii CBS 2479 is the source of this 684-nucleotide messenger RNA. RefSeq lists its product as uncharacterized. The coding region runs from base 1 to 684 and encodes 227 amino acids. Lineage: Eukaryota; Fungi; Basidiomycota; Tremellomycetes; Trichosporonales; Trichosporonaceae. The transcript is spliced from 3 exons. Gene Ontology annotation, cellular component: Sec62/Sec63 complex. The record is from RefSeq and is a predicted model, not a curated record. Gene Ontology annotation, biological process: post-translational protein targeting to membrane, translocation.
AUGGCGACGUCUCUUGCAGUUCCAAUCGCGUACAUCACCGUGCUCGUCACGGCGAUGGCCAUCUUCUCGCGCAUUUACCGUCGUAGGCGAGCUGCCGAGAAGACGUCGUUCGAGCCAUGGUUCCCUGCCCACCCCGCGCGCGACAUCUACAUCACUCUUCUGUCGGCGAACCCGCCCGUCCCCGAGUCGAUGCUCAAGAGCGCUCUUCUCGUUCGCGCCACUGCGGACGUCAAGCGCAUCUGGCGCAUCAAGGAGGACAAGCAGGCUCUCGCGUCGCUCCAUCAGCGCGGUCUCGUCGGAGACGAUACCAUGGCCCGAUUUGCUGCAGCCGAGAAGGAGCUCGAGGCUGAGAUUGUCGAUGUCGUCUCCGAGGCCAACACGUUCCGCAACGGCUGGGGAUCCAUGAUCUUCGCGACCGCCAGCGAGAUGGCGCACUCGGAGAAGACGCGCGACACGGUCAUCUCAGUCGGCCGCGCCCGCCAGCUCGAAGAGAAACGCAUGGAGAAACGCGCCAAACUCCUCGGCAUCCCCAUGCACCAGGUGCCCGCGACGUCGAUGGCCGAAGUUCAGGCCGUCGCCGGCUCUGCUCCCUCGUCGGGCGCCGCCACCCCCAACAAGUCCCAGUCCAACACACCCAAGAAGGUCUCCCCUCCCAAUUCUCGCAAGGUCUCCGCCGCCAAGUAG